AUUCCGUAUAGCGCGAUUCCACCUGACGCAAGUUAUUAAGGCUUGCCAAGUGAAGCCAAACUCGCCAAUGCAAAUAAAAAUAGAAAAAUCUUACAACGACAACGUGCUGCAAAAUAUUUAUUUCACAGUUUACGUGGUGUUACCCUCGCGUUGAAUAAUGAACAACAUUUAAUAAAAAAGCUGAAAAAUCAACAGAUAACACGAUCGUGUACCAUCCUAUAACGAAUUUUAAUUGUUCAAGAUCCCGUUCAAUUAACAAUAACGACUACUCGCAAGAUGUUUCAGUCCAGAUAAAGUUAAGUUAUACGUUAGUGUCGGUUUUGGCAGUGAACCUGCUAGCUACCUCAGGGGACAUCACGAUGACCUGGACCUCGCCUAUUUACCCGAAGCUUCAUAGCAACGAUUCAACUAUUAAUCCUAUUGGUAGAGAGAUAACCAGAGACGAAGAUGGAUGGAUAGGCUCAUUAGUGAAUGUUGGGGCCAUGUUCGGCCCUUUGCCCUUCAGUUUCGUCUCGGAGAGGUUCGGAAGGAAGAUUGGACUGCUGAGCAUCGCCAUACCUCACAUCAUCGCCUUCAUGACCAUGGCAUUUGCUGAGAGCGUAUACCUCUUCUAUCUCGGAAGGUUACUCGGAGGCAUAGCUGUAGGUGGUGGUUACACCCUUCUACCGAUGUACAUUGCCGAAGUAUCCGAGGCAGCCAACAGAGGUGCCUACUCUUCAACUCUGGGAAUAUUUUGGGCUUUCGGGAACUUCAUUCCUAACGCUAUAGGACCGUUUAUGUCUGUGAUGUGGUUCAAUUUGCUGCUCACUUGCUUCCCGGUAGCUUUCUUCAUUACGUUCUACUUUUUGGGGAAGGAGACACCAUAUUUCCUUGUUGGAGCUAACAAGAUCGAUGAAGCCGAAGAAGUACUGAUGAAAUUGAGGUGCCUCGACAACAAAGGUGUAGAGAUCGAGCUCAAUCAAAUAAAGACCAAUCUAAAGAAGGAAGAAUCUGGCAGCUACUCCGACAUCCUCAAGAAUGCAGGACUUCGGAAGGCAUUCGUCAUAUCCCUUAUCCUCAUGGCUCUACAACAACUCUGUGGAAUGAACGCUGUCAAUUACUACCUCCAAACCAUUCUUCAAGAGUCUGGCAGUAAACUGCCUUCAGACAUUUCCUCGCUCAUUGUAGGCUUCGGGAUGUUUCUCUUCAGCUUUUUGGUACCUCCAGUAAUGGAUAGAUUAGGAAGAAAGGUACUGCUGGCUUUAUCCUGUACAGGAAUGGGUUUGUCCAUGUUUAUCCUGGGCUCCUACUUUUACAUAAAAGAUCACACAAGCUGGAGUGUAGAACCCAUAUACUGGUUGCCACUGCUCAGUCUAGUAUUUUUGAUAUUCUCAUACCAAAUGGGGGUCUCCAUAGUCCCUUGGGCAAUCUCUUCGGAGCUUUUUCCGAAGAAUGUGAAGCAAGUGACAUCUACGGCGGUAUCCACCACCGCUUGUGUGUCUACAUUCCUUGUUACUAGAUUUUUCAAUAACAUGACGGAAUCUUUAGGAGCAGCUGGUACCUUUUGGUUCUUCUCAUGUUGUUGCAGCAUCUGCUUAGUAUUCACGUGUUGUUGCGUACCAGAAACUAAAGGCAAAUCUUAUGAAGAAAUUCAGAACAUGGUACAAAAGUGGUCGAAGAGUAAGGAAUCGAAUGAAGUCUGAAAGAUGCUUGUUAAUCAAUCUUAGUACUUAUUACACAUAUUUACUAUAGAAAGACUUGAAAUCAAAUUGUCCAGUGUUUCAAGAAAAUUAUAUUAUCUAAAGCUCAAAAUGAAAUUGUAAGGUCUUUAAGUAAGAUGCUUUUAAAAAAUUGGAAUCAUUCAAAAAAUGAGUAAAGGAAUAAAAUAAGACAAGCUCAGCUAGGUAUUGUGAAAACAAUAGUCCGAUCGCAUCACAUAGGCGAAAAGACGUAAGCGACAGAUGAAUCAAAAACUACAGUGCACUUUUUAUUCAAACUAUUUUCUGUAAACAAAAUCUCGAAGCUUAUGUAUUGCAACGAUUUUUGUAUGUAAUAUUCUUUUAAAGGAUUUUGCACAUUCCUUAUGGGUCUCGGUCAUCUUUGCUGCUUUAGUAUGUCGUUCUCCAUGCCAAUCUGAUCCAAAGUCUCCACUUGGACUAUGGACCCAAAAUCAGCGAUUUUUGAGUAACAGGGUGUUCAAUCAUCAAAAGUUGGAAUUUGAACUUGCUAUACUUGAGCGCCCUGUAACUCGAAAACCAUUGAUACUCCAACCUUUUGUCCACAGAGACUUUUGACCGAAAAUGUAUAGAUGUUAUCAUCAUACCACCCAUUAUUUAUUUUCCAUGAGAAUUGCAAUAAUUUGAUACCAUCAAACAAUGUGUCUGAAAAUCAGCAUUAUAGGAACUAGUAUGUUUCUAAUCGAUAUCGAUGUUGAAUUUUUGAAUAGGGUAUUCAAUUUUACAUAGAUCGCCCCUCUUGAGAAUGUUUUGUCGGAAUACAUGGAGGAAUUUUUUUUAAUAUUUCGAAUAAAAAAAUUCAACCCGUUCUACUUUAAAAAUACAAUAUGUAUGUCUUGUCCUUAUUCAUUCUCAUCAGUGAUGCAGAAAUGUACAGUCUUGUCUUGGUAAUGGGACAUCUGAAAACAUGAGUAUAUAGGAUCAUUUUAUGUUAUUAUUGUAAUAGCUUUAUUUACGAGAAAUAUUGCAAUUUUUUCACCCUGUAUGGAACACAGUUUUUUGCUUUCAACAGAUUCUUCGAUUCUAGACUAGGUCUGUGAGAUUGUUAGUGAUAUAUUUUUUACAAACUAGAUGUAAGUAAUGAUUUGAUUUGUACGAAAUAAGGUUCCUACAGACAGUUCCUCUUCCUUUAAAUAGAAGCAGGGUAUAUUAAAGUGUUGCAUCGGUCUGUGGAACAGCAGUAUUUUACAAUAGUAUUUGUACCUCUACUGUAUUAAAAGUAGAUGCUACUAGUGAAUGUUAUAUAACGAUUAGCAUUAAUUAUUAAACGAACAUUUUUGUUGCAAUAUUUGAGUAUAAGUAUGGCAAUUCCAGUCCAGCCAUCUUGACCAUAUUGCAGCAUAUGGUACGGCUAUAUACCUCAGUUAUAUCAACUAUAUCUCGGCUAUAUAUUGCCAAUAUUACAUGCAAUGUGUAAACAUGCUACACCUUUCAUAAUUUCUCAUCAGAAGGGUUACACAAAAUCAGUCAAUAAUGACCGACGAAAUUGUGUGCGUCUCGGCCAGCUGAUAUUACUUACAUUACAUUAAGUAGGAUUCCGAUAGUACGGCAAUCUGACAGCAAUAUAUGAAAAUAGGUCGAAAAUAUCCAACAUGUGAAGCAAUGUAGCCGAGCCAUACUCAAAGUAUUGCCGAAUGAUGCUAGCUACUCUAUUGCAGCUAGAUAAUGCCCGUUAAGAAUUUCCGUUUAGGUGUACGUGAUCAUUUAAGCUUCCAAGGUGAAGAUCGUGAUAUCAGAAGUAAGCAAGUACAUAAGUACACAAAUAGUAUGAGCAAUAUAAAAUCACAUACAGUGCUUUUCAAAUGAGGCUUCCCCUCAGCUUAUUUUAUGAAAAUGGUCACGCUACCAGGCUGAAAUUUGGGUGAUGGAAUUGAUGCAUGAAGAAUACUAUAUUUUAGCGUAAAAGUGUCAGUUGAAAAAUUCUGGAUGACGUAUGGGCGCCAUAUUGGAGCUUUUUCAAAUGAAAUAGGAGUCAUGUGAUAACUUAUGAAGCUCCCUCUGCGUACUCCAUAAGUGGUGGGGUGUCAAAGUUGAGCGUAUUUUGUCCACAAGAUAGUGAUUUUAUAUUCUAACAUUAUAAAGUAUGCAUAAGAAGUUUCAAAAUGGAGUAUCGCAUAACCAUUCCAUUAAAAAAAAUUAUCCAAAAUGGCACUCAACCGCCGUUUUGAAACAUUCAACCACGAUUUUUACGCUAAGAUAUAGUAUUAUUUAUGCAUUAAUUUCAUCACCCAAAAUUUCAGAUUACCUACUAACAUGACCCGUUUAAAAAAAAUUGGGGGAAGGGGAUUGAAUAAUAAUCUGAGAAACGUGUGGAAUACAUAAUAUAUAUGGCGACAUUGUUUAAUAUUCGGGAAUAAGAAAAAUUUUAUGUUCGAUUGAUACGAACUAUUUAUAAAUAUUUUUGCGUCCAUACAAAAUAGUUCUUGAAAAGAUCUUGUUGAGUUGUUUGAAAUAAAUUUAUAAUUUAUAUACCAACACAAACUCAUUUGUAUUCAACAAGUUCAAACAAAAAAGAAUGGAUGUAUAUUUGUGUUAUCACUAAAGCUUGUUCUGGUGCAUUAGGAAAAAAUCUUGUUUUACUAUUAACUGCAUAUUGGCUUUCUGGAAACAAAAAUGUAAAACAGAUUUAAAAAUAAAGAAUAUUUUUCGAA
Acanthoscelides obtectus is the source of this 4366-nucleotide messenger RNA. The record is from the annotation of a GenBank genome assembly. NCBI's taxonomy places the organism in Eukaryota, Metazoa, Arthropoda, Insecta, Coleoptera, Chrysomelidae.